AUGUAUAGGAUUUUAUUUAUCAUUUUGUCAACUAAUUUCUGUAUAGUCUUAAAUGAAAUAAAAGACUCAUACAAAAAUAAUUGUGUAGAUGAUGAAUGCACAUUAUGUAGAGCUCAUUACUUUGUUUUUGAAUUACCUUAAGAUAAUGAUAUAUUAGGAUUAAAAUCAGGAUAAAAAAUCUGUGUAGAAUGGUAAUAUUAAACAUUAUAUAAUAUAUAGUCCUUUUUAACAAUUUAUGGAAGAUCUAGAAAAUUUAUAUUGCGGAGAUUGUCUUGAUAAUAGUCAAACAUGGUAAUGAUUUAUGAUUAUAAAAAGGAAUAUAAAAAGAGUUUGCAGUUAUGAUUAUAAAACAUAUAGUACAUAUAACUCAGUAUAUCAUAAAAAGGACAGGUUAUCUAAAGAAUUAUUUUAUGUGGUUGAAUUUUAUUAAGCAAAUAAACCAGAAAAAAUUUAAUAUACAACAAUUAAUUGCAAAGGGUGUGAUCAUUUUUGCAAAGAAAAAUCAUAGGAUUGUUUUUUAGUACCAUAAGAAUUUUAAUAUGAUACUAAUAAUAUGUAUUUCAGUUGUAAAGAAGGAUACUCAUAUAAUUAAUAACGUUAAAUGUGUGAACCUUGUCCAUAGAAUUGUUAUUCAUGUUAUUUAAAUACUUGUUUAAUUUGUAACAAUGGUUUUAGUAAAAUAAUAACUAGAGAAUCUUUAUCAAGUUUAAAAACAAGUACUUCAUGCAUUCCUUGUUUUGAAAAAUGCACAAAUUGUUAUUUUGGUAAAAAUGGCAUAAAUUUGAAUGUUUUACCAUGGGAUUAGUAUAAUAAUAUAGAUGGAUUAUAUACAAAAGAUCUUUAAGAAAAUUAAGGACCUUUUUUUGAUUUAUUAUUUAAUAAAUAUGGAAUAGCAUAAAGAUGUGAAUAAUGUGAAAGUACAUCUUAAUUAACUUAUAUUCCUUCUUUAAAUAGAAGAUCAUGUGUAUAAUGUGGAACUAAAUGUAGACGUUGCGAAUAUUAUUCUUUUUGGUUAAAUUAAAGGUAAUGUUAUUAUUAAUUUAGACCAUCCCGAAAUCCAUUAUGGAUUGUAGAACCAUAAAAUAAAUUAGAAACAUAAGAAUUAUUAGAAUCUUAAUUUGUAUUAAGAUGUCGAGAGUGUUCAAAUUAUCUAUAAAUUUUCAAUGCUAUAGGAACAAAAUGUACUGAUUGUAGUAUAAUUCAUUGCGUUUUAUGCCAUAAAACUGAAAUUCAAAAGUAAAGCAAAAUUCCAUUUUCAACAUUGUCUGUAGAUUUUGAGCCUUAAUAAUUAGAAGGUAUCUAAUAAAAUCAUUUGUAGAUGGUUUUAUGGAAAAAUGUGUUCUUUGUGAAGAUGGUUACUAUUUAACUGAGAAUGGACUAUGUUUAAUAUUUGAUAAUCAGAAUAAACCUAAAGAAGGAUGUUUGAGUUUUGAGAGAUCGUUUGAUACAUAAAAUUGUAGAAAAUGUUAAUAGGAUUAUAUUCUAUACUAAAAUUAAACAAAUUAAGUAUGGGUUUGUAAGAAGGGUUGUGGGGAAAUCUUAUAAGAUCCAAAUUGUGAAUCAUGUAUUUAAUAAAAAGAUUAUUAUCGAUGUUAAAUUUGUAAAGUUGGAUAUUAUGUUGAUAGUGUAACUAAGAAAUGUAAGUCUUGUUCAGCUGAUGAUUAUUGUCUUAAAUGUUAUACUUUAACAUUAAAUGUUGUUCAUCAUCCAGAAUAUUAUGAUAGUUAUUAUGAUGAGGAUUCUAAAGAUAAUAUAAUAUAUGGUCCAUUUUGUUAUUAAUGUAUACCUGAAGAUAAAGUUGAGAAUAAAGAUGAAAAUAUAGAGAAUUCAAAUAAUUAUAAGAUUGGACCAUUUUUGAAUGAGGAUUUAAGGAAAUGUGAAAAAGGUGGAAAAAAAUGUAAAGAUUUUUUAGCUAAAGGGAACAAAGGAUUUUGUGAUUAAUGUAUUAAAGAUAAAAUAAGAAGUUCUUCUGAAGAUGGUAAUGAUUGUAUUGAUUGUCCUGAUGCAACUAUUGGAUGCAGAGUUAGGAAUUAAAAUGAAAUUAAUCAAUUAAAUAGAUUUUAUAAUCCUUCAUUUGAAAAUUAAAUUUAUUCCACUUUAGCUUUUAAAUGUGAUGGAGAUGAUCAAUUACAUUUAAUUACUGAAUUUGGUAGAUGCAUUAAAAGUGAUAUCACAAAAGAACGAAAAUAUAUUAUUGAUGUGAUUGCUGAUUGUUCAAUUAAUUAACAAGAAGAUAAAUUACUUUGGAAAAUUAACAAUCUAUAUUAAAAUUAAAAAAAUGAUAAUUUAUCAAUAGAUAAAUCAUUAUCUAAAAAUGCUACAAUCAUUCUUGAAACUAAAUCAUACAAAAAUGAUGAUUCAAAAUAAGAUAUCUUAAAUGUUACAAAAUUAUAUUAAGAAUUAAAUUUUAAUAUUAGUAAUAAGAUAAUAAUUAAUCUUAAUUUUAAAUCAGAUUUUAAAAGUUGUUACUUUCAAAAAGAUACUUACUUUACUACUGAUAUUAAAAAAUAAGUAUUAUCAGCUCAAUCAAUAGAACUUAAUAUUUAAGUGGAAAAUAAUGAAAGAAUUAAUUGGUAUGUUUAAAGUAAUAUUUAUUUUGAAUAUUUCUCAAAAAUUACCAUAACCGGAAUCAACAUUUAACCAGCUGUUGAUUGUGAUUUGUUCCCAUAAAUUAAAAAACUUUUCUAACCAUUCAGUUUGUAAUUUAUUUUAAAUGAUGGUCUAAUCAUUAAUUUAUAGAAUAUUACUAUCUACAAUUAUGCUGCAUCCAAAUUUUAUUCUGAUAAAAAUCUCUAUACAACUCCUUAUAGUUAAAUGUCAAUAUUAAAGAAAAAGUUUACUCCAUUCUAUUUCAUAUUUACAAAUACAUAUGAUUUAUUCUUUAACAAUGUUGUCAUUUAAUCUUUAAAUUACUUGAUAUUGCAAGAUACAAAUAUUAAAUAGAGAUUAUUUGAAUUUUUAUAUGAUUAAAACAUGACAUUUCCAUAUUUUAACUUUAACAUUAAUAAUGUUAGAUUCUUUGAUCUUGGAUUUGAAGAAUAAGCUAUAUUUGAUUUAAAAUAAUGUAAUGUAAUAAAAAAGGCUUAAAUAAAUAUUAAGAUUAAUAUUUAAUCAGUCAGUUUUAAUGAUGUAUAUUUUGUUAAUGGAGCAGGAUUUCUUAGCACAACAGUGAAAAAUAGUUUAAAUGGAUUUAUUUAAAUUAAAAAUUUAAUAGUAAAUAAUACAAGAUUUAAUCAUUCUAUAGGAAUUGUUAAUUUUAAUAAUAUGGAAAAGAUUACUGUAUUUUAAUUUAAUAUAUUAAAUUCAUUUGUGAAUCAUACAAACUUAUUUCAUAUUACAAAUAUUGAAAUUGCAAAUAGUUCUGUUAAGAAUACUUAAUUUAGUUCAAAAGGAAGAAUGAUUUAAACAUAACAUGAAUUAUAAUCUAAUCCAUUGAUUGGACCUAAUUAAUUAAGUUUGAAACUUUAGAUAGAAUCAAUAAAAUUUGAAUAAGUUAUAUGUUCAACUCCUUAAUGUUUAAUAUCAAUUACUAAAAUAAAAAAUGUUUAUGAUAUUCCUAUCAAUAUUACAAUUAAAAAUAUUGAAAUCUUUUAAAUAAAUACUUAAGGAUUUGAUGUUAAAAUAAUGAAUGCAACAACAAGUGCAGCAAUAAAAAUAGAGAAGAGUUAUUCAGUAUUUGUUUAGGAUUUUUUGAGUGUAGAAAAUUCAAAUUUAUCAAUCUUAUAUGUUGAUUAAGUUUGGAAGAGUAAAUUUUAAAACAUUCAUUGUCAUUAAGUUAAAAAUGUAUUUAUUAAGAAUAAUUAUUGUUUGUUUAUUGAUAACCCAUAUAAAUCAGUGAGAUUAUUUAAUGUAAAAUUAUAGAAUUUGAAUGCAUAAGACAAUUCAUUUAUAGGUAUAUCAUCUUGGAAUAAUUUAAUAUAUAAUACAACAACAAAAGAUUAUGAAGAAUUAAUAAAACUAGAAUAAAUUUUAGUAUAAUAUUGUACAGUAACAACAACAUAACCUGGAAUUCCAUCAUCUGCUAUAAUAAUAUAAUCUACAUAAUCUUAAAUAUUGUAAUUAAGUUAUAUGUAGUUUUUAUCAAAUAAGCAUUUUAUGAAGAUACCAGGAAGUCUUAGUCCAAGUAAUCCAACUUUUUUAUUAUAAAGUAGUUUAGGAAAGUUGGAAUUAAUGAAUAGUAAAUGGUUAUUCAAUUCAGUUGAAGGAUAUGCAGCUACUUUAUAUUUAGAAGCAGGUAUUCAAAAUAUUAGAAAUGUUAUUAUGGCAAAUAAUAAUGAUCAAUUAUCUUAAUUAAAUUCAGAUAAAGAUUUAAAUACUGAAGGUGGACAUUUAAUGAUAUUAUCAUAUUAAGCAAUAGUGGAUAAUUGUACAUUUUAAAAUUCAACUGCUAAAUAAGGAGGAAGUAUUUACAUAAGAGCAUUAAAAGAAGGACAGAUAUUAAUAAAGAAUACUUCUUUUAAAGUCUCAAGAACUUUAUUAAAUAGUUCUUUUGAUUCUAAAGGAGGAUGCCUUUAUGUUGAUUCUAGAGCAUCUCAAUUAAAUAUGACAAUUAUCUAAUCAAAUUUUGAAGAUUGUGUUUCAAGAUAAGAAGGAGGUGCUAUUUAUAUUUUAAGUUUAUAAUCUUAAUAGUAAUUAUUUAUAUAAGACUCAUCAUUUUCUAAUUGUUUAUCCUUAAGUGGAACUAUCUUAAAACUUACUUAUGAUAUGAAUUAAAAUUAGACUUAAUAAACUAAAAUGGUUAAUAUUAAUAUUGAAGCUAACUAAGAAAAUUAUGAAAACUUUUUUAGUUAAUUGGGAGAAAUCUAAGAAACAGAAAAAUAUUUAUUUUUAACAAGAACAUCUGCUAUUGAAUAAGAUUAUGGAGAAAUCAUUUUAGUUAAUGUCAAAUCAUAAGGGUUAAUAUAUUAAGGUUUCUUAUCCAUUAAAAAUCCAUCACUUAUAAAAUUAUCUCAAAUUAUUAUUUAAAAUUAGAUUUUAUCAUUUAAUCCGUCAAUUGAGAUUAUAGAACCUAUCUAAAAUAAAGUUAUUAUUGAUACUGUUAAAUUUGCAAAUAUAUCUUCAAUCAGUUUAGAAAAUAUUAAAUGUUUACCUAAAACAAAAGAAUUAAUUUGUUUAAUACUAUAAAUAAGAGUUGAUUUCUCAUAUAUUUAGAUUCGACCUUCAUUAAUGAUGAUUGAUAUGAUUACUCCAUAGACUUUUCUAACUUUAAAAAGUAUUUUAAUCAAUAAAAUAUUCUGUACAGAAUGUAUACAUGGUUUAGUUUAGAUUGUUAGAGUUUCAAAUAUAGCAUUAUAAUAAUCUGUUUUAAUUGAUUAAUGUAGAUGUACUGAUACAUUGACAUCUUAUUAUGGUUGUUUUACAAUAACAACUGAAUCUUAUUUUAAAAUAUAGAAAACUUAAGAUUUAUUAUAUAAUUUUACAAUCAAAUCUAAUUUGACAAAAGAAGCUAUAAUUAAAUAUACAGGAAUAUUACCUUCAAUUGAAUUAUUUUAAAUUUAUCAAUAAAAUCAAAGAAUAUUAGAAAAUCAAUAAAAUCAAAGAAUAUUAGAAAAUUAAGAAAAUCAAUAAAAUUAAAGAAUAUUAGAAAAUUAAGAAGAAUACUUUUAAUAUGUUGUCCCAAAUCCAUCCUAUUUAUCACAUAUACUAAUUAAAUAAUUAUUCAUUUAAAAUAAUACUUGUAUGCAUGGAUGUGGUUUAUCUAUAUAUGAAUUAACAACCAAUCUUACUAAUGCAUAUUGUACUUAAAAUUAUGCUUCAGGUAGAGGAGGUUGCAUUUACUUUGAAUCUUAAAUCCAAUAACGUAUCAAUAUGGCUUAAUCUAAUUGCUUUUAUAAUAAAGCUUCUAUUGGUGGAUGUAUAACUCUAUAAGGAGUUUAUAUAAAUAAUUUAACUAGGGCAGGAAAUCAAAUUACUAGAAAUAAUGCUACCAUGUUUGGUAACAAUAUUAAUACAUCUCCAUAAUAAAUGGCUAUUUUAGUUGAUUAAAUUAAACAAACAAUUAUUUAAUUAGAAAAUGGAAUUGAAUUUGUUGCAUCUCCUAUUAUCAUGCAAAGUGGAUAUAAAUUAAGUACUUAUAAAAAUCAAAGCAUUUAAAUCUAGUAUUUAGAUGAAGAAUAAUUAGAAAUGAAAUAUUAAUAUCCUGCUACUUUAACAUAUUUUACAGAUACUUUUGAUAACAACACAAUACAAUAACAAAAUUGUGAAAUUUAUCCUAUUUCUAAUAGUUCAAGUAUUAUUAAAAAAUAUACUACAUAAUUUGAUAAUGUAAUAUAGGGUUUCUAAUUAUCUGAUAUUUCUAUUUGUUUUAAUCCAAACUUGAAUAAAAACAUAAAUCUCACUCUAUUAAGUAGUCAUAUUAAAUAGCCAGUUUAUGUUGAUGAAUAUCCUUAUUCAUUUAAGGAAUAUUAAAAAAAAUAAUAUUUUGUAAUAAUCAAAUUUUAACCACUACAUUGUCGACUUGGAGAAUAUUAUAUUGAAUUAAGGUAAAUGUGUGUAGUUUGUCCAAAGAAUUACUACUCUUUAAAAUAAAAUACAUCAUGUUUUAGAAUAGAUGAAUCUAAAAUGAAAAACACAACUGGAUUUCAUAUAUAUUUAUAUGAGGGUUUUUGGAGACCUGAUCCAUAUAAUGAUUAAGUUGAAUCUUGCAUUAAAAAAAUGGAUAAAUGUAUUGGAGGUUUUAAUGUGGGAAAUUAACUAUGUACAACAGGAUCAAUAGGAGCUUUAUGUGAAAAUUGUGAUAUCCAUUCUAUUAUUUGGGAAGACAGUUAUUUUUUAAAUUGGCAUUCUGAAUGCCAAAAAUGUGAUACCUGUACAAUAUAUUUAGUAGACCCUUUAGUGAUUAUUACAUAAAUUAUCAUUAUCUUGAUUUUGGCGUAUAUUGCACUUAAAAGUUAAGAAAAAAAUAUUUUGUAUUUUUUAGAUAAAAUACUUAAAUUAAGAGCUAAAAAAUCUUUUAUAUAAAGAUUUCCUUUUGUUUUAAUGAUAUUAAUAAACCAUUUGUAAUUCCUUUCAUUUUUAAGGUUUUUAAAUUUAGAAGACAAGAAUUUCAAUACUUUUAUAGCCUUCAAUUCUAUGGCUAUGCCUGCAUUUAGUUUAAAAAUACAUCUAUAAUGCAUUUCUGAGGAUAAUCUAUACUAUGUAAUUUUAUAUUCUCUAUCAAUAAUUUUGGGUGGAAGUUUAUGUAUUUUUUUUAUCUUCAAAUUAAGAAAUAAGAACAUUUUCUCCUUUUUUAAUUUCAUAAUAUUAGUUUUUAUUUAUAUUUAGCCUGGCUAUUUAAUUGAACUAAUUAAUUUAAUUAAUUAUAGAAAAAUAUCAGGAACUAAGUACAAUUACUCAAAUAUAUCUUAUCAAUUUGAUGAUAAUUAUAAUUGGAGAUAUAAUCUUAUUCUUUUAAUUUUAAUUGGAGUUGUAUUAGCACCAAUUAUAUUUUGUGUUUAUAUUUAUUUUAAAUUUGUUCCUACCAAAUAUAAAAAUUUAAAAGUCUUGAACAGAAUUGGAAUUAUUUACUCAAAUUAUUCUAAAAAGGCAUUUAUCAUAUAAUUUAUAUUCAGAUAAAUUAAAUUGUUAACAUUUAUUUUAUUAUCCAUGAAUGAAACAUUGGUAAAUAAUUUAUUAGAUAUUUUUAGUUUUUUUUGAUCCCAAUUUUUUGUCUUUCCUUAAUCAUGUUUAGUCAAUAGAGUCUGUUUGGCUCAAAUAAGUAAUAUCCAUAUAAAUGGUAAUUAAUAAAUAAACUGGACGAAAUAUCUAACAAUUUAAUUAUUCUUUCAUAUGUUAUCUCUGCCCUUUUUAAUUAGAAAGAUAUUGGAUUUACAAACUUACCAAAAAUCAUCAUUCUUUUUGUAUUCAAUUUAUUUUUUUUUAUCUAUUUUUUUAUCUAAUUAUACCGAUAAAAGGUAUCUCUUUUUUUAGAGGAAAAUUAUGUUAAGGAGAAGCUUAAGAAGAAGCAUAAUUUAAGGAAAAAAUUUAAGUCAAUAUAUGAAAACUGGAAAAUUUUAUAAUAACCUAUAAGAUAUGAUGUCUAUUUAAAUAACAUACUUUAUGAGAAUUAAAAAAUAGCUUUAUAGAAUGAGUAAGCAGAAAUUUAGAAUAAGUAAGCAGUAAUUUAGAAUAAGUAAGCAGAAGUUAAGAAUAAGUAAGCAGAUAUUUAGAAUAAGUAAGCAGUAAUUUAGAAUAAGUAAGCAGUAAUUUAGAAUAAGUAAGCAGAAAUUUAGAAUAAGUAAGCAGUAAUUUAGAAUCAGUAAGCAGUAAUUUAGAAUCAGUAAGCAAUAAUUGAGAAUCAGUAAGCAGUAAUUUAGAAUAAGUAAGCAGUAAUUUAGAAUCAGUAAGCAGUAAUUUAGAAUCAGUAAGCAAUAAUUGAGAAUCAGUAAGCAAGAAUUGAGAAUCAGUAAGCAGUAAUUCAGAAUCAGUAAGCAAUAAUUGAGAAUCAGUAAGCAAGAAUUGAGAAUCAGUAAGCAGUAAUUCAGAAUCAGUAAGCAAUAAUUGAGAAUCAGUAAGCAGCAAUUCAGAAUCAGUAAGCAAUAAUUGAGAAUGAGCAAGCAAUAAUUUAGAAUUAGUAAGCAAUAAUUGAGAAUCAGUAAGCAAUAAUUGAGAAUCAGUAAGCAGUAAUUUAGAAUAAGCAAACAAUAAUUGAGAAUGAGCAAGCAAUAAUUUAGAAUCAGUAAGCAAUAAUUGAGAAUGAGCAAGCAAUAAUUGAGAAUAAGCAAGCAAUAAUUGAGAAUUAGAAACGAAUACAAUUAUGA
Molecule: messenger RNA, 8738 nt
Organism: Paramecium sonneborni
Lineage: Eukaryota; Ciliophora; Oligohymenophorea; Peniculida; Parameciidae
Source: the annotation of a GenBank genome assembly